Vigna unguiculata (cowpea) is the source of this 775-nucleotide messenger RNA. Its product is annotated as chaperone protein dnaJ 20, chloroplastic-like. Gene Ontology annotation, cellular component: chloroplast. The record is from RefSeq and is a predicted model, not a curated record. NCBI's taxonomy places the organism in Eukaryota, Viridiplantae, Streptophyta, Magnoliopsida, Fabales, Fabaceae.
GUACCCCACAUACUGAAAAGCAAACCACACAAUUAGAUUCAGAGCAAUGGAUGUUCUCAGAUUCACCUCAAACCUUAGCACCACUCAGAUGCUUCCACUGUCAAAAAAACACCAAACACAACCACCUCGUACAAAGUUUUCCGUUUCAUGCAGAGCCACAAAACAGAAACCAUGUGCGGUGGAGGAGAACUUGUACAAGGUACUGAGUCUGAGUCCCAUGAGUGCAACCACAGAUGACAUAAAGAAAGCGUACAGAUCAAUGGCUCUUCAGUACCACCCUGACGUGUGCCAUGACGGUUCCAAGAAAGAGGAGUUGACGAGGAUGUUUGUGCAACUCAACGAAGCCUACACCACGUUGUCGAACCCAGAGCUUCGAGCAGAUUAUGAUUAUGAGUUGGGUUUGAGAAGCAAGAAAAGUGUGGGUGAUGAGAGUUGGAGAUGUAGGUGGCAGGAGCAGGUGGUUGAGUUGAAGAGAAGGUCUCACACUCGUAUGGCACAGAGGGAGGGAUCGUGGGGCUCUAGAGUCAGAGCACGAAACAUGAAUUCAAAUGAAACAUAUGAAUGAACGAACCACUUCAAAUACUAUGAGAUCAGCUUGUGUUUUUACUUGGAUGAAUAUCUCUGUAUGCUCUGUCUGUAAUAUGUAGUUCAGUUUUUCAAUACUACAGAUUACGCAGGAUUAGUUCUACUGCAGUGGUUGAUAUACUGUAUAAUAAUUUUAUUUUUUCUGAACUAAGAGUUAUCAGGAUGAAAAUCAUUCACUACUUAAUAGGUA